Molecule: messenger RNA, 1047 nt
Organism: Naumovozyma castellii
Lineage: Eukaryota; Fungi; Ascomycota; Saccharomycetes; Saccharomycetales; Saccharomycetaceae
Gene: MSN1
Product: Msn1p
Exons: 1
Coding region: 1-1047 (348 amino acids)
Source: RefSeq, a predicted model, not a curated record
AUGAAUAAGGAAGAUGCAAUACUAAUAAGUCGGGUGGCAGACCUUGAAAGAAGGAUGGCGGUAUUCGAGGGGAUGUUCCAUGCCCUAAGUAGUAGGUUAGAUAAUCAUUUCAAAAAAUACGAUUUAGUAAUGACCUCUCAACAGCAACAGAUUUCAGAACUGAAUGGCAUAUUAUUGACACUACUAAACGAUCAAUCAAGACAUGCAGAUGUUCUUAAGGAAAAGUUAUCCACUUCAUUGCAUGGUAUUGCUGCUCUAGGAGUGAAUUCUGCCCCUAGUGCAGCUGGAAAUCAAACGAUCUUCCCAAGUAGGCAAUUUGAUCCAAAUGAAAAUGUCAAUGCUGAUGUCUUAUUUGAAGAUAUCUUGAACAAUAAUCAAGUGGACAAGACUAAUGCAGAUAAUCAUGCUCAACAGCAAACAGAGAAAAAUCCGCAACAGCAGCACCAACAAGUGCGGGCUCAAAGUUUCCAAGGGCCCUCUUUGUCUUAUGGUAAUUUUAAUCAACUAUCGAGAAACGCAGCUAAUCAACCACCACCAAAUCUAUUGAACGAAACUGAUGAUUCCGCAUCAUCUCUAAGCCUCCCUGAACCAACAUUCCGUAAUACUGCAGCAUCUAGUAUACAACUACCAAGCUACUCGGAUGCAGAUAAAGAUGAUUACUAUACAAGACGUGGGAAUAAAGUAAAGAAAAAUCUCUACAAUAGAAUCUUCCAUUUUACAAAUUCACCACAAACAGUGAUGGGGGUAUGGCAAGAGUAUACACAAGGAUUAAACGGACAGCCAUCCAUCAAAGAAAUGGAAGCACUUUAUCAUGCAGAAUGGAGGCGUGACCCAGCGGUUAAUAGGCGGUACUCUCGAAGGAAAGUUAUUUGGAAAGCCAUUGAGACUGGGUUAUCUAAAGGGUACACAUUGGAGGAUGUGAUAAAUAGGUUAGAAAAUCAUAGAGUUAUUGAUAGUGAAAGAGAUUUGAAACAACCAAUGGGUUGGUUAUGUCAAAGCUCGAAUAUCCCUGAGGAGUUUAAACCUGAUAAUGGUGGUAAUACUUAG